UCUCUAAACCUCUCCCGGCUGUAACUUUUUAUAUUUAUAUUUUUUUAACAAUUCUCUUGAUUUAGUGUGAAUUAUAAUUUAAUGAUUUGUGGAGCCUGGUGUCCUGGCAGUAUGGAACUAUUCCAGCACCGUUUGUUUACAUGGUGAAUCAGCUGACAAGCUAAUGUUAGCAGCCUAGCUUUUAAAAUUGGAGUCAUAUGAGCUGGUUGUUAUCAAGUAGCUUUGUCCUCAUGAAUGAAUCGCUACGUUAGAGAAAGAGUCGACUUACACAUUAGUAAAGGAUUGUUUUAGAGUCGCGGUUAACCGAUAGGAGGGUAACAGUAUGCUAAGCUAACGUAAAGUGCGCAAAGUGUUGAAGACGUUGGUUCAGGUCUUUAGUAAAAGAAAGGGGUGCCCUGCAGUGUCUCUGUGAAAGAUGCCGUGUUCCUGUGGGAACUGGAGAAGAUGGAUCCGGCCAUUGGUCGUUGUGUUGUACAUCUUGUUGCUCUUAGUGGUCCUGCCGUUGUGCAUCUGGGAACUGCAGAAGUCAAAGGUUGGCACUCAUAACAAAGCAUGGUUCAUCGCUGGGAUUUUUGUCUUCAUGACCAUACCCAUAUCAUUAUGGGGCAUCCUCCAGCAUCUAGUGCAUUAUACUCAGCCAGAGCUUCAAAAACCUAUCAUCAGGAUAUUGUGGAUGGUUCCAAUCUACAGCUUGGACAGUUGGAUUGCACUGAAAUACCCCAGUAUAGCAAUAUAUUUUGACACAUGCAGGGAGUGCUACGAGGCGUAUGUCAUUUACAACUUCAUGACGUUCUUGCUUAACUACCUGGAAAACCAGUACCCCAACCUGGUGUUGAUGCUGGAGGCUCAGGAGCAGCAGAAACACCUGCCUCCCCUCUGCUGCUGCCCACCGUGGCCAAUGGGAGAGGUUCUGCUGCUGAGAUGUAAGCUGGGAGUGUUGCAGUACACAGUAGUAAGACCUGUCACCACAAUCAUUGCUUUAAUCUGUCAGCUGUGUCGAGUGUACGAUGAAGGCAACUUCAGUUUCAAAAACGCCUGGACAUACCUGGUGAUCUUCAACAAUAUGUCACAGCUGUUUGCCAUGUACUGCCUGGUGCUCUUCUACAAGGCUUUGAGAGAGGAGCUGAAUCCAAUCAAACCAGUCGGCAAAUUCCUGUGUGUGAAAAUGGUGGUGUUCGUCUCUUUCUGGCAAGCUGUGGUCAUUGCUUUGCUGGUUAAAGUGGGCAUUAUCUCAGAGAAGCGCACAUGGGACUGGCAAAGUGUGGAAGCUGUAGCUACUGGCUUACAGGAUUUCAUCAUAUGUGUGGAGAUGUUUCUCGCAGCCAUUGCCCAUCACUUUAGCUUCACCUACAAACCUUACAUGCAGGAGGCCGAAGAAGUGUCUUGUUUUGACUCUUUCAUGGCAAUGUGGGACAUCUCCGAUGUCAGAGCAGAUAUUUCUGAACAAGUCCGCAAUGUUGGAAGAACAGUUAUGGGUCGUCCGAGAAAGUCCUACUUCAAUGAGGCGCAAAGUGAUAGUGAGCGAUCCGGCCUGCUCUCUUCUGCGUCUCAAGAUGCCAUCACCGAAGCAGCUUGUAAUCCAGUUUCUCCUAAGGGUCACUAUCAGGGCCUGGGCAGAACCCCCGCUCCACACUCUUUGUCAGCACCCGCUGGGCUCGGCUCAGCCCUGUGGGAGGAAGGGUGUGAGGCUCGACCUGAAGAAACCCAGGAUGAAGAAACUACCAACCAAACCAAAGACCCGACAGAGGCAGAUCUCAUUGUGAUCACCUAGCUUAGGUGUCGCAAACAAACUCUGCCAGACAUGGUUGGGCAGGGCCCAAUUAUAGCCUUGCCACAUUUUUUCAAACGUCACUGAUGCAAACAAGACAAACUCAUUUAAAAAGGGCACAAUGACCAUGUAGUAGUC
This is a messenger RNA of Pundamilia nyererei, 1906 nucleotides long. RefSeq names its product transmembrane protein 184C (gene tmem184c). Lineage: Eukaryota; Metazoa; Chordata; Actinopteri; Cichliformes; Cichlidae. The record is from RefSeq and is a predicted model, not a curated record. The transcript has 10 exons. Bases 416 to 1771 code for a protein of 451 amino acids.